Molecule: messenger RNA, 1005 nt
Organism: Pyrenophora tritici-repentis Pt-1C-BFP
Lineage: Eukaryota; Fungi; Ascomycota; Dothideomycetes; Pleosporales; Pleosporaceae
Source: RefSeq, a predicted model, not a curated record
AUGGCUCGCACUACUGCGCUUCUCCUCUCCCUCCUCGCAGGCCAAACAUGUGCUCACACGUUCAUAUGGGGCGUCUUCGUCAACGGCAUCGACCAAGGUACAUUCCGCGGCAUCCGUAUCCCCGCCUACAACGGCCCCUUCGGCCGCGGCGGCUACAACAACUCGCCCGUCAAAGACCUCGCCUCCAUCGACAUGCGCUGCAACGUGCUCGGCGACCUGCAAGCCCACGACACCAUCAAAGUAAAUCCAGGCGACAACCUAACACUAGACUGGCACCACGAAACACGCAGCGAUGCCGACGAUGUGAUUGCGAGCUCGCACCACGGACCGUCGAUGGUGUAUAUAUCGUCUGAUCCCCCGACCAACGACUCCUUUGUUAAGAUAUGGCAUGAGGGCAAGUAUCAGGCGAACCCCUUUCCACAGCCGGGGCUGUGGAGUACGACGGGUGAUGUUGCGAAACGCGCUGGGCAUAUGAAUGUUAGAGUGCCGGCGGGACUGAAAGCGGGAUUCUACCUCAUCCGCGCGGAGAUGGUGGGUCUGCACGAGGCGGAUGUGAGUUUUGCGCAAAACCCGAGGCGAGGCGCGCAGUUCUAUCCGGAUUGUGUGCAGAUUGAGGUUGUGGGGGAUGGGGAUGUUGAACUACCUAGGGGAGUCGGGUUUCCGGGUGCGUAUUCGUAUGAGGAUCCGGGUGUGGUGCAUAAUGUGUAUUGCUCUACGGAGACGGUGAAACCAAGGUCUUCUACUACGUCUUGUGUUACUGACUAUGUUAUCCCUGGGCCUACGGUUUGGUCUGGUGCUUGGCCUGAGACUACAGCGAUGUCUGUCGGGCCUGUCAAAGGUGUUACUACAGCGACGGCAUGGAGUACGUGGAUUGGCACUGACAGCAUGGUGACGAGUGCUACGUAUUCGGACGUAAAGAGUCAGACGAUUGUUGGGACUUCAAAGUAUACUGCGAGCUGGAGUAAGGCGUAUGCCACGCCUCCUGCGACGGCGGCACGGUGGUAG